Exophiala aquamarina CBS 119918 is the source of this 1449-nucleotide messenger RNA. RefSeq lists its product as uncharacterized. Lineage: Eukaryota; Fungi; Ascomycota; Eurotiomycetes; Chaetothyriales; Herpotrichiellaceae. The coding region runs from base 1 to 1449 and encodes 482 amino acids. The transcript has 4 exons. The record is from RefSeq and is a predicted model, not a curated record. Gene Ontology annotation, molecular function: transmembrane transporter activity. Gene Ontology annotation, biological process: transmembrane transport.
AUGGUCAAUCAAAGUGCGACACCUGCUAUUGAGGCAGUUAAUCAUGGCCAGAUAGACAUUGAACAGGGCCCUCGAUCAAGAUUCUCGAAUGUCAAGUCUUUCUACUCACACCCAUGGACUCAAAUCGUGCUCAUCAGUCUCAUUUGUUUCUGCUGCCCAGGGAUGUACAACGCACUGGGCGGCUUAGGGGGCAGCGGCCAGGUUGACCCUACCGUCGCCGCGAAUGCAACAGUUGGGCUUUUGUCCGCAACCGCGGCAACCGCAUUGCUCAUUGUGUCCCCAUUAUUCACGUACACCGGCCCGCGAAUCUGCUUCAUGCUUGGAGGAUGGACGUACGCCCUUUACAGCGGUAGCCUCCUCAACUUCAAUCAUCAUGACAAUGGAGCCUUUGUCAUUGCAUCUGGCGUCAUACUCGGUAUUGGUGCUUCCAUGCUCUGGGUUGUUCAGGGCGCAAUCAUGACGACUUAUGUGGCUGAGUCACAGAAAGGUCGAGCAAUCGCGGUUUUCUGGAUCAUCUUCAACCUCGGAGGCGGCGUUGGCAGCUUGGCUUCCUUCGGUCUCAACUUCAGAAGCAAGUCUGGCACGGUCACUGACUCGACAUAUAUCGCCUUGAUGAUUAUGAUGCUAAUUGGUUGGGGCCUCGGUCUCCUCAUCUGCUCACCGAAGCGGAUCCGGCUCGCCCAGCUUCAUGCCGCUGUUGAACAGGAAAAACAUUCUUUACGAGGGACGGUUGAGAUCGUGGUUCGCACCAUGGCCAGUUGGCGUGUGGCCUGCAUGCUACCCCUAUUCUUCUGCGCCAAUGUGUUCUACUCCUACCAGCAGAACAACGUCAACGGAAUGACAUUCAAUAUUCGCUCUCGGUCCCUUAACGGCGCGCUAUACUGGAUCGCACAGAUGCUAGGGGGCUUGUUCAUUGGUCUCGUUUUAGACCUGCCUUUCUUGGCUCGUCCAAUGCGCGCUCGAGUGGGAUGGGUCAUUCUUUUCGUCACCGGAAUGUCAAUAUGGGGCGGCGGAUAUGCGUUCCAGAAGUGGCAAGACCGUCGACUGGCUGCCGGCUUGAAGCAAGAUGUCGACUACACACAGGGCUCGAUCUCGACUGGACCCAUCUUCUUGUAUAUUUUCUAUGGCAUGUACGACGCGUUGUGGCAGGGAUACUGCUAUUGGCUGAUCGGUACGGAGUCCAACUCGACGUCAAGGGCGGCAGUACUGGUUGGCUCCUACAAAACUUUCCAAGCAACGGGUGGCGCGAUGGCGUGGAGAAUCAAUGCUUUGCAUAAAAGUCCUAUGAGUCAACUGGGAAUGAACUGGGGUCUCUCAAUGGGCGCUCUAGCUAUUGUAAUUCCCACGGUCUGGACCGUGACGACAGUGACCGUGGAGAAACCAGUCCGGAAUCCUGAGCUGGAGAUGAAAAUUCGCGAGGUGGAGCAACUCGAAGAGGACAGGAAAUAA